Molecule: messenger RNA, 3004 nt
Organism: Dinoponera quadriceps
Lineage: Eukaryota; Metazoa; Arthropoda; Insecta; Hymenoptera; Formicidae
Gene: IleRS-m
Product: isoleucine--tRNA ligase, mitochondrial
Exons: 15
Coding region: 91-2976 (961 amino acids)
Biological process (GO): isoleucyl-tRNA aminoacylation
Cellular component (GO): cytosol
Molecular function (GO): isoleucine-tRNA ligase activity; aminoacyl-tRNA deacylase activity; ATP binding
Source: RefSeq, a predicted model, not a curated record
CCACGAGUGAGAUUCUCGAACGCAACCUGCGUCGCGCUUAAACUUAGGUUAAGACAUUGAAAACAGAGUAUCUUGUGAUUUACAAAAAAAAUGUACAUAUUUAUCGCGAGAAUGAAGCAGGUCAGAGCGACGUUGCAGAAUUAUGCGAAAAUCAGCAACGGUUUGUGCGCGAGAGGCGUGAAAAGUGCGACGAAAAAGAGCUACACCAAAACCGUGCUGUUGCCGCAAACCAACUUUCCGGCACGACUCAACGGCAAGAAGAGAGCGGAGAUGGAUAGUUAUCUGAUAGAAAAAUGCGGCUUUCUGGAGUUAUACAAGUGGCAGAGGAAACAUCUCGCCGGGCCUGACUUUGUCCUGCACGAUGGUCCGCCUUAUGCCAACGGGGAGCCACACAUGGGCCACGCCAUUAACAAGAUCCUUAAGGAUAUCGUUCUGCGUAGUAAAAUUAUCAGGGGCAGGAAGGUGCAUUACGUCCCGGGAUGGGACUGUCAUGGUUUACCGAUUGAGAUGAAGGCGCUUAGUGGCGCGCAAAACAUAAGUCCUUUGGAGAUUCGUCAGAAAGCCCGAAAAUAUGCGAGCGACGCAAUAGCCAGGCAGAGGGAGGUCUUCAUGUCGUGGGGUGUCAUAGCUGAUUGGAGCGAGUCUGGAUGUUACUUCACGAAUCAUCCUUCGUACAUAAAGAACCAGCUGCAGCAGUUCGUGAAUCUUUACGAAAGGGGGCUCGUGUACAGGGCGUUUAAACCGGUACAUUGGUCGCCCUCUUCCAAAACAGCAUUGGCAGAGUCGGAAUUGGAAUACAACGAGUCCCACAAGAGCAAGAGCGUGAUUGUUCGCUUGCAGCUUGAUGUGUUGCCCUUGAAUCUGAGGAACUUGGCAAGCGGGAAGUCUCUUCACGCCCUUAUCUGGACGACGACGCCGUGGACGUUGAUAGUUAAUCAGGCUGUAGCAUUCUCCGAGAACAGUGUCUACUGUGUGGUCGAAGAUAGUUUGAAAAACCUCUACAUCCUUGCGCAAGAACGCGUGACAAGCGUUGAGGAGAAACUCGGCCCGCUGAAGCCUGUUGCAACUGUCAAAGGACACGAGCUGACCGAGGCGAGGUAUCUCCAUCCAAUCACCAAGGAGCGUCUACCCUUCUUACCGGGCAAGCACGUGACGACCGACCUCGGUACCGGAUUGGUUCAUACGGCUCCGGCACACGGCCCGGAGGACUUCCUCCUCGCGAUAGAAAACGAUAUACCCGUGUUAUCCUUGGUGGACGAGGAAGGACGCUACACCGGGGACGCGGGCGACGAGUUCGUCGGCUUGAGCGUGCUGACCGAUGGCACUGAGAAAAUCCUGAGCCGCAUCGGCGCGGAUGUGCUGCACAUCGACGCAAUAACGCACAGUUACCCGUACGAUUGGCGCACCGGGAAACCGAUCAUCAUCCGUGCGAGCUACCAGUGGUUCAUAGACGUCAAGUCCAUCAAGGAGAAGGCCUUUGAUAGCAUCACGAAUUUGAGGAUAUAUCCGGAACAACACCGGUCGUCGUAUACAAACGCGUUGCACGCACAAAUCAAGCAUCGGCCAUAUUGGUGCAUUUCUCGACAACGCUCGUGGGGCACGCCGAUACCGGUGUUGCACAACAAACGAACCGGUGAUGUUUACACGAGCAGAAAGUGGGUUGACAGAUUGUGUAAAUUGACGGAACGUUGCGGCCCUGAUUACUGGUGGGAAAUGUCGACGGAGAAACUGAUCGGCCGCGAGCUUCAGCAAGAAUUGCCCGGCAACGUGGAUGACUUUGAGAAAGGAACCGAUAUCAUGGAUAUCUGGUUGGACAGCGGACUCUCGUGGUCGACCGUUUUGCCGGACAAGAAAGCGGACUUGUACUUGGAAGGGAUGGACCAAUUUCGUGGUUGGUUUCAGUCGUCGUUGCUAACGUCUGUCGCUCUUCAAGAACGCUCCCCUUACAGCGCAUUAUUCGUGCAUGGAUUCGCCGUGGACGACAAAGCCGUGAAAAUGUCCAAGUCGGUCGGGAACGUCGUGAAUCCCGAACUGAUCACCAAAGGGGACAAUUCGAACAAGAAUCCAACGUACGGCGUCGACACUCUGAGGUGGUGGGUAGCCGGCCACGCGUGUCAGCGCACUCAGGUGCCGGUUACGGCGGCGUUGUUGAACGAGAGUCACGAGUGCAUCCAGAGGCUGCGGCUGAUCCUGCGAUUCCUGCUGGGCGUUCUGCACUCGUACAGCGGGGGCACCUCGGUCGAGCCAGAAUAUCUUCACUUGGACAAAUAUAUGCUGCACGCUUUGUAUCAGUACGACAAAGAGAUUCAACGUUUGUACGACAAUUAUUUGUACCACAACGUGAGCAAACUGGUCACGCAUUUCCUGGCGAACACCGUGUCGUCGGUUUACUGCCAUCUGACCAAAGACCGGCUCUAUUGCGACGAGGCGACGUCGCCGGCGCGACUGGCCGCGGUGGAGGUGUCGCGUGAAACUUUGACCGUCCUCGCGAGAUCCGUCGCGCCGAUCGUCCCGCACUUGGCGGAGGAGGUGUGGUUGCACCAUCCCGAGAAUCUGGCAUCGGUGCAGUUGUACCAUACCGAGUACAAGAUACCGGAGACUUGGAACCAACCGGAAAUCGCCGCGCACAUGGAGACGGCCUUACACCUGAGAAACAAGGCGAGCACGUUGGCCGACCGAAACACGUGGGAAUUAUCGGGCGUCAUCACCGCGUCGAGGAGUGACUACGAAUCUCUCUCGAUCCUUCAGAAGGACCGGGAAUCCUCCACGUCGGAACUGUGCGAGAUCCUGCAACUAUCGUCGGUCACGCUGGCGGAGUCGUCCGCGAUAAACGAGGAGACGCGGGUCGAAUUACGCGAUAUCGGGAAGAGCCUCUGUCAGCGGUGCAGGAGGCACCCCGAGUCCGACGAUAAUGGACUGUGCAAACGUUGCGUCAAAGUGCUCGACGUGACGAACUUGUCGUCGGUGUCCUUGUGAGUGCAAACAACGCUGUUUUCUCACCAAU